AUGGGAAAAAAUAGGUUCCAUUCACCAAAGAAAUAGAAUAAAGGCAGAAUAUCUAUUCGAUAUUUCUAAUAAGACUUUGAUACUUUGUAAUAGUUGACGAUAACAAAUACAAAUUUACCUUAAAUGUGUGAUAAUUAAAGAAUGCUAAAGACAAAUACUGAAUUUAAUUAGGAUGAUGAUGGAUUAGAGUAAUUAAGAAUAAUAAUAUAAUUUUAGUACUUAAAUAGGGAACAAGAAUGUUUAGCCAAAGUUUUAAAUAUGA
Paramecium sonneborni is the source of this 262-nucleotide messenger RNA. Lineage: Eukaryota; Ciliophora; Oligohymenophorea; Peniculida; Parameciidae. The record is from the annotation of a GenBank genome assembly.